UUUGUAAGUGUUAAAAUUAGGAGAUUCGAAGGGAAACCGGUUGAGCGCGACCCGACAGAUGGCUCCCGACGGUGCAUAAGCAGGACGCGAGCCUGGGACAAAAAAAGAACCACCGUACACAAACCUGUGUGGACGGAGAAUCCCCUAAUUUGCAUGUGUACAUAAAAUGGCUGACGAUUCUACCAUUAUCAAUAAUAUGAAUACAAAAAAUGGAAAUUUCAUUUGCGGAGUUGUCGAAGGGUUUUAUGGUAGGCCAUGGACAUCAGAACAAAGGAAGGACCUUUUUCAGAAGUUGAAAAAAUGGGGAAUGAACUCUUAUAUUUAUGCGCCGAAGGACGAUUCAAAGCACCGAGCCAACUGGAGGGAUCUUUACACCGUCGAGGAAGCGGAACAUUUGACGAGCCUUAUAUCUACAGCGAAUGAAAAUGGGAUAAUGUUCUACUACGCCCUCUCGCCUGGCCUCGACAUCACUUAUUCCAAUACCAAGGAGGUCCAGUCUUUGAAGCGCAAACUGGAACAGGUGUCACAGUUUGGCUGCGUCGCUUUUGCCCUUCUCUUUGACGACAUCGAUCCGGAGAUGUCUGAAGCUGAUAAAGAAGUCUUCCAAUCAUUUGCACAUGCUCAGGUUUCAGUUACUAAUGAUGUUUAUCAUCACUUAAAUCAACCCAAGUUUAUCGUAUGCCCGACUCAGUAUUGUGCAGCUAGAGCAGUUCCGAACGUACAAAAUUCUGAAUAUCUCACUACGUUGGGGAUGAAGCUCGCUCCUGAGAUAGACAUUAUGUGGACUGGUGGAAAAGUGAUCUCAAGAGUUCUCUCUGUUGAGUCGAUCGAAGAAGUGACAGAGGUGAUGAAACGGCCUCCGGUUAUUUGGGACAACCUUCAUGCCAACGACUACGAUCAAAAACGUGUUUUCCUAGGCCCGUAUCAAGGCAGGUCGCCCGACCUUAUACCCAAGCUCAGGGGAGUCGUGACGAACCCAAACUGUGAGUUUUGGGCCAACUUUGUAGCAAUUCAUACAUUGGCGCAGUGGUCUAGGUGCAACAUCGACGGUGACCGGGAUAGAAAUGAGAGUGUAUGUUCUGAUAUAAAAUUAGAGACUGAGGCAGACGAUGGCAGCGAAGUGCCAACCCGACUUCCCGUAAACAUGUACCACGCCCGUCGUGCACUAAGAAACGCCAUAAUCGAUUGGUUACCCGAAUUCCAUAGAAAUAGACAGGCUUCGGGUUUUAUUACAAAGCCUCAAGUUCUUAGUUCCUUAGCAGUGCCAUCAACAGUCUUGUCGACUGUCUCGACACCCGCUGUUGUAAACACUUGUAUAGUCUUGACUGGUACAUCAACCGUCACUUCUAUUUCUAAGUCAACCAUUAAUCUCUCCACACUUAAAGAAGUCUGCACGACGGUAAAUGGCAAUACUGGGCCAAUAGUUAUGAACUCGUUACUGUCUGAAACUAAAGUUUGCACCGAGCCGAUGGACUGUAAUGCGACUCCACCACCAGAACCAUCCAAAGUGUCUCCUACUCUCUGUGAAACUGAAGAAACGAAUGAAGAAGAAGGCCACCAGCCUUCAGUAGACGACAUGGAUUCAAACAGCACAAACAAAAUGUUGGUGGAUUCCACUUCACCUGAGCCAAUGACAGAAGUUGCCGAUUGGAACCACCAGCAGUUGAAUUUGGAGGACAUCUCCCUCCUCUGUGAUCUUUUCUACUUGCCUUUUGAACACGGUACUCAAGGUAUUCAACUUUUACAGGAAUUUCACUGGCUUCACACCAAUGCCCAUAUUAUUGCUAGUACUCAUACAAGACCUGAGGUGGAUGAGUGGCACGAAAGGGCAAAAAAACUACAAGAUAUGAGUACAAAUGUAAACAAAUUGUUUCAAAAGCUCAACGGUAUUAGCAAUAAAGAGUUAAUGUACGAAUUGUAUCCUUACAUUUGGGAGAUGCGGGCGGUUAUAUCGACGUUGAAUUCUUACAUAAAGUGGCUCGGAGGCGGGAAAAUCGGCCAGAUCACGGACAACCCAGCGAUAGGAAACUAUACUUGGUUUUCAAAAGGUUGGAAAGAGAGUUUCAUGAGCGGUGAGCAAGAGCCUUGGGUUUUCAGAGGAGGACUUACUGCAGACCUACAAAGACUGAUCCCGGUUGAUGGUGGCUCUGAUUUAUUCGUUUACAAAGUGCCUCAAGUUGUAAGUAACACGAUAUACACCAUCAGAGAAUUUGAAGAAACAAAAGAUGAGGAAAACGUAUUAAGCCUCAAUCGUAUCUUCAACAGGGAAAACUCAUCAGACACUAACGAAAGACUUUUAGAAUGUAUGCUGAGACUGAAACCUGAAGUAAAUUUUGUAGUAGAGGAAGAAAGGGAGGACGAGGUAAAAUUGAUAGGCUACGCCCUUGCAUUUAUCAACAGCAGACCGCGCAUAACUGAAGCUGAAAAUCCAGAUCCUCUACUCAUGUCAGCUUUAGGAGGAGCUCGACCUCAGCACCCUUCAUUAAUGACUUGUGCAAUCCAUCCAUCUGUAUCGGACCAAAGCGUUAGCAAACGUCUUAUAGUUUGCCUCUUGGCCGCCCUUAGGGCAAAUGGUUCGUGCGGCUGUUAUACCCCUGUCAACCCACAAAAUCCAGCCCUUUUCGAAUUCUACAAUAAAUUAGGCUUUAUAGAGAUGUCUCGCGAUGAAGAUUCAUCAACCGUCUUCUUGAGUCGAGUCUUUUAACAGACUCGUUCUUCAGCAUCAGAACAAGAGAGUAAAUGGGUUAAAAUUAAAAACCUCUUUAUCAUGUAUUAUUUUUAGAAUUUCAUUUUCUUAGCAGGACGGUUUGAUCAGGUCGAGGCUCAAAAAAUGUCUCUAUUACAUUUGCAAAAUUUUAUUUUUGAAUUGCUAAUUGGACCUAUUUUAUAGAGUUAUUUUAAGAAAUUCAACCUAUAGAUGUAAUAUAAUUAUAUCAAUUUUGGAAGAGAAUUUGGAUUAUAAUGUAUUAAUGUCUUAAGUACUUACUGUGAUUGUACAUGAUUUUAUUAACUGCCUGUCUAUUUUGGAAUGUUUUAAUGAAUUAAUAAAGACGAAUUAUCAUUCCAAUAUCAAUUAGUACAAUUAUUGCUAUUACAAGUAUUAAUGAGCUGUCACCAUUUUGUCUUCCUGAUUUUCAAAUUUUCUAUGCUUCCUUUAUUGUGUUUUAGGUGUAAUUAAUACUAGACUGUUAAGAACGGAAAAUAUUCAUGGUCAAUAAUGUUCUAAUAAAGGCCAUUUUUUUAAAUUUGGUUUUUGUCCGCAUUUUAAAUUGUGCUAGUGACUGUGAUGUUUUGGAAAGAGAGACAUUAUUUGAAUAGAACUGAUCCACCCGUUUUCCUUCUCACCUGCGUUUCCUUGAGGUUACGACUGAUCACAGUUUUACAAUUUAGUCUGUAAGGUCAUAAAACAUGUAUUGUAUAGCAAUAAAAUCUAGAUGCUGACGAUGCACAAAAACCAGUCUCCAUAUCUGAAAAUUGUAACAAGUAUCAUUGCUCAAAAAACAAAAUUAACAGUUUGUCAAUUCAAAUUUAAUUGGCCGGCAUUUUUUUUUGGCUUGAUUGUAUUUUCAGUCAUGGAAUUUUUCCAACGGGGCCAAUCAUUAAGAAAUUUUGGAUGACAUCGAUGAAAUUUUAAAAAUGUAAAAUUUUCUCAAAAGUAUAAAAGUAUCUACCCCUGUAAGAGAAUCUCAGUUUUUCUUCUAUGAUCUAGUCAAUUCGAUUUUUUUGUUUUGGGCCUUUGUCUUGACAUAAAUUGAUUGUUUUUUACUGGGAUUUCAAUUGAGAAGGAAAUUUGCAAUAUUAGUUAUAAUCGUUUCCUUUUAAUUUUUAAAUAGCUCUACAAUAAUUGUAAUAAA
Messenger RNA from Cimex lectularius (bed bug), 3854 nucleotides. It is a transcript of the gene Oga, whose product is annotated as protein O-GlcNAcase. The transcript is spliced from 16 exons. Gene Ontology annotation, biological process: glycoprotein metabolic process. The record is from RefSeq and is a predicted model, not a curated record. Lineage: Eukaryota; Metazoa; Arthropoda; Insecta; Hemiptera; Cimicidae. Gene Ontology annotation, molecular function: beta-N-acetylglucosaminidase activity; acyltransferase activity, transferring groups other than amino-acyl groups. The coding region runs from base 167 to 2704 and encodes 845 amino acids.